This is a messenger RNA of Chrysemys picta bellii (western painted turtle), 1737 nucleotides long. Lineage: Eukaryota; Metazoa; Chordata; Testudines; Emydidae. The record is from RefSeq and is a predicted model, not a curated record.
CUGCGUGUGACGCCCCGCCCGUCUGCUCGCCCAGGUGAUGAUGUUCGGCAACACGUUUGUGGCCGAGGAGCUCCUGAAGCAGGGCGCCAGCCCCAACAUCCAGGACGAGGCUGGCCGGGCGCCCGUCCACGACGCCGCCCGCACCGGCUUCCUGGACACCCUGCGCGUGCUGGUGGAGCACGGGGCCGACGUCAAUGUGCCCGAUGGGGCGGGGGCACUGCCCAUCCACGUGGCCAUCCGGGAGGGGCACACGGAGGUGGUGCGGUACCUGGCGCCCGAGUCCAACCUGCGGCACCGCGACGCCGAGGGGCGCACCCCACUGGAGCUUGCCCGUCACCUGGGCCUGUCGCACCUCCAGGCCAUCCUGGAGCAGCACCUGUCUGCCCCCGCGUAACACCUUCCUGGGCAGGAGGUGGGUGGCACCACUCUGGGGUGGGGGUGGCUGGCUCCUCCUGGGACAUCCCCAAUCCCUCCGUUGCACCCGCCCCAAAGGGACGUGCCUGCCCCUUCCCGUCCUAAUUCCCCCCGCCCGUGUAAAGGCAGCUCCCCGCCCCCCACCUACCUCAGAGUUCGUCUUUAACUUUCACUGUUGUUUCUAUUUAUAUUUUUUGUGGGUGCUUUUCUCCCCUCCUAGGAUGUUCCCAAGUGGGGGGGGUUUCUCCUCACCCUGUCCUCUUUGCCUCCCCGCUCCCUCUCGGGUUGCUGACCUGUGUGUGUGUGUGUGCGGGGGGGGAAUGCCUGGUUUUGCUGCCCAUGAUUCGAACUUGGAUCCCUGGGUGGCUUGCUAACCUUGCACCCGGGAGGAGUACCUGCCACCCCGCAAAGCCUGUCUGCGGUGCGGGGAGGGCACGGCGACACAAUGGUGCUGCCGUUGCAAAGCCAGACCUUCCCUGCCACCUGCAAAGCGGGGGGGUGGGGGUGGGGUUGUGUGAUUCCCCAGGAGAGAGCUCCAUGCACAGUGCUCUCUGGUCUCCCCCCACCCCCGUAUCUGCCGUUCCCCCCCCUCCCCUGUACAGUGUUAUUUUGUGAGUGUCCGUUUUGCAUUGAAUCCAGCCGGGUGGGGCGGGGGGCACUGGGAACUGUGGCAUGCAAAGGAUUAAUGGGGCCAAGCUGAUGAGGGGGGGCAGGAGGUUAGAACCCAGCACAGAGGGGGCCUGCUCCGGUCUCAGCGCAGCGCUGGAUUUGAGUCGGCGCUAUGGGGCAAAUACCUAUGUCUAGGGCCGGCCAGCAGUUGGGAUCCCCCAUGGCAAUGCAUGGGGCUACUAUUAAAGAGGGCGUCCCAUGGGCAAGAGCCUCACGUUGCCCCUGGAGGUUCCACACCCACUCCCAGCUCUGUGCCUCCUGCCCCUCUUCAGUCCAGGCUGCCCUAGAGACUACACAUCCCAGCAUGCAAUGCGGCUCAGGCUGGGUUCUGUGGUCUCGCCAAGCCACGCUCCAGCCACGUUUUGGGGGAUGGUGGCUGGUGUUUUCUCCCGGGGACAGGCGAGCCGCGUCCCUCCCCCCCGAGCGCCCGUGUGUUUGAAAGAGAAUUGUCUUUGCGUUGAAAACGUUUGAGCUUGAUUCUUCCGGCAGCAGCCUCUUCCCCGGAUGAAUUGGUGGAUCUGUGCUGUGUACAUAGUGUUUUUUUUUUAAAACAGAGAAAAGAUUAAACCAGAUUCUAUUUAUUGUGCUUUGGAGGAAAUGUUGGGGGAUAAUUUAAUGUUUUUAACCAUUAAAUUAAUAUUUGUGGAUUAUGAA